UGUCUAGCGUGUGUAGUACACACACACACACACAUGGUUAAGAUUUAGUUAGUCCUGGUUGGUUCCAACAGGAAGCUGCCGCAACACGUUGGAGGUAUCAAUAUUCUGCUGGUCAGAGGAAACGAGGGAAGACAAGAAGGGGAAAAAAGACGGAGAGGGAGGAGGAAUGAGGCUCGAACGCUGUGCGCAAGUGUGCAAGGCAGAAAAGCGAGUGAGCGAGCAAGCGAGAGAGAGAGAAACAGCACUGAUGAUCGACGCCAGGCUGCCACCACUCUGUAGCGGUGAGUGGCUGCAACAACGAAAGCUCAGAAUAACAUCCCUGGCUUUCCUGCUCGUCGUUUCUCUCUGCCACUGCCUGCCUGCGUCGUUAGCUGGCUGCUCGGGACGCCCAGAGCCUAUAGGAGAAGAGCAGCACUCUGAUCGCUGCAGUAGGCUGUGUUGCCACCACACCACGGACCGACUAACCCAACGGCUCCCUGCCUGCCGCGUCUCCCUGCCAUCAACAAGUUAGGGACUGGACGGUUAAGGGAAUGACCCACCCCCCAACCAAGAGGGGCACCAUUUGAUCCUCAAUUAACCAAUUGAGCUGACAUCAUUGCAGUGGAAGACGAAGGAGAACGAAGGGAACAAAACAAAAGGAGAGGGGGGGGGGGGGGGGGGGGUUGAACAGCAGCGAGUGGCUGCAUUCCCCAGCCAGGGCGCUUUGGAUACAAAUCAUCAACUUAAAAAAAGAUAUAAACUAUUGAUAAAAUGAAAAUGCACCCUUUUUUUUGUUGUUGUUGGAUAACGUGGGAUUAAAACGACACAAGGAAAGAGUAAACAAAUAGAAACCGACAACAUCGACAUGGGAUUUGUGAUUUUGUUUCAAUUGGGAGGGCUUAAGAGCAACGCCGCCACUUCGUUACUUCAGGAAGAGAAGAGCCCGGUUCCUUUUGCGAUUUCUACUCAAAAGGGCUUUUCUUUCCUCCCUUUGGACUCGUGUUGCGUCUGGCUGCUUCGCGAGUCCGCUGUGGAAAAGGACAGUUGAAUGCAGCCUCCGACGUGCACAAAAGAAUGGGUUUCCAUUCAAGGUGGCCAUUGGUGGGACCUGCACCAACGGCAUUGUGCCUGUGUGUGUUCAGCAUGCUGCUGUGCCUGCCGUCUCCUGCGUCAUGCACAACCUGCCCCCAGAAAUGCCGUUGCGAAGACCAGCAGUUCUACUGCGACACCCAAGGACUGGAGGCGCCCCCGGACGGCGUUGACAGGGGGGCCCUGGGGUUAUCGCUCCGCCACAACAGCGUCGCUGAACUGAGCCCGGACCAGUUCUAUGGCUUCUCCCAGCUCACCUGGCUCCACCUGGACCACAACCAGAUCACCACGGUGCAGGAGGACGCCUUCCAGGGGCUCUACAAACUCAAAGACCUCAACCUGAGCUCCAACCGGAUCACAAAGCUGCCAAACACAACCUUCAUCCACCUCAUCAACCUACAGAUCUUAGAUCUGUCCUUCAACCUGAUGACUGUGCUGGAGCCUGAGCUGUUCCAUGGUCUCCGCAAGCUGCAGAUCCUCCACCUGCGCUCCAAUUCGCUGCGCACCACCCCCGUCCGGGCCUUCUGGGACUGCCGUAGCCUUGAGUACCUGGGUCUGUCCAACAACCGGCUGCGAAGCCUGGCCCGGAACGGCUUCGCUGGCCUCAUUAAACUCAGAGAACUCCACUUGGAACACAACCAGCUGACUAAGAUCAAUCUGGCUCAUUUCCCCCGUCUGGUGGCUCUGCAGUUCCUUUAUCUGCAGUGGAACAAGAUCUCCAACCUGACCUGCGGUAUGGAGUGGACCUGGACCACGCUGGAGAAGAUGGACCUCACGGGGAACGAGAUCCGGGUGCUGACCCCGGACGUGUUCGAGACGCUGCCCAACCUGAAGAUCCUCCUACUGGAUAACAACAAGUUAGGCAGCCUGGACCCACUGGUCUUGGAUAUGUGGCGGUCUCUAGGUACCGUGGGGCUGUCCAGCAACCUUUGGGAAUGUACCAAAGGCAUCUGCUCGCUGGCCACUUGGCUUAGCACCUUCAAGGGGAGGUGGGAACACUCCAUCCUGUGUCACACCCCCGAGUACGCCCAGGGCGAGGAGAUACUGGACGCCGUUUAUGGAUUCCAGCUUUGUCUGAAUUUUACAAUGCCGCCACCUGUCGUCUUGACCACAACCACUAUGUCAAUGGUCACGGACUCGCCGACAGGCACGACGGCGGAGGUCACCAGCUCUCUGUUCGGAGUAAUGAAGCAGACACCCACACAGGGCUACUACGGGGAUUUGGGGCGCUUUACGACCGUAACGACAACCACCGCCGCGCCGCGCACCGCCCUGGCAACCACGGUGGAGGGCGGGAGUGGAGCGGCAGGGGGAGUCCCCGAGGACUUCUCGGAGACGGACAACACGGUCCUAACCCAGAGGGUGAUCAUCGGAACGAUGGUCCUUCUGUUUACCUUCUUCCUCAUCAUUUUCGUUGUGUUCAUCUCGCGGAAGUGCUGCCCUCCUACCAUGCGCAGGAUACGCCAGUGCUCGGCCAUGCAGAACCGCCGCCAGAUGAGGACCCAGCAGCGGCAGCAAAUGGCGGACCUGGCCACGCAGGUACCCUAUAACGAGUACGAGCCCAGCCACGAGGAGGGAGCGCUGGUUAUCAUCAACGGCUACGGGCAGUGCAAGUGUCAACAGCUGCCUUACAAAGAGUGUGAAGUAUAAACUAUGUAUUUCCCCCUGGAGCAGCAUAUGGGCUGUUGACCAUUCCAAACAAUACAGGGUUUGUUUUUUGCCCCCCAGUUUAUACAACAAAACACUUUCUACUCGUUAGCUCUGAGAAAUCAAUGCGAUUAGUAUAUUGAGUGGGAGAGUUGAUGACUGGUGGGUGGAAUGGACAGUGAAGAGACUGAUGAUGAUGAUGUAGUAGGAAUAGUCACCAUUUAUUUUUAUAUGAAUGCAAGAUUGUUCAUAUCAGAUAGCUGUGGGCAAUCAGUCUCCACAGGAAGAAAAGAUUGUUCAUAUCAGAUAGCUUGUGGGCAAUCAGUCUCCACAGGAAGAAAAGAUUGUUCAUAUCAAAUAGCUGUGGGCAAUCAGUCUCCACAGGAAGAAGACAAGAAAAAAAACCCUGGUAGACAAGAUGUGUCAACCCAUUACUAUCAGUCACUAUGUUCCACAGCACCAGAGAGAAGAAGAAGAUGACAUCUUCAGGUGUCUGGAGACGAAUCCCUCUUUACCACGAGACGGUAAGGCUACAGGUACACGGUCCGUAUCAUUUCCAAGGGGGACAUUUGAUUUUGAUGAAAUGUUUUGUUGUUGUUUUUUUUAAAGAUGCACAGUAGCCACCGUCUGUCACCAUCACAAACACUUGUUGGUACAGUAGCGAGUAUAUAAAAAGGGGUUGGUUAUUAAAUUAAAUGCUUCUUUUUUUGGUCACAAUUUGUUCAUUUUUUUUUUUUUGGUAAAUUUACUAUGAAUAUUGAAUAAAUGUUUAUUUAUGUCACAAUCUGAAUUAAAUCUCCAACGGAAAAUUGAAUCUAAAACAUUUA
This is a messenger RNA of Oncorhynchus mykiss (rainbow trout), 3542 nucleotides long. RefSeq lists its product as uncharacterized. NCBI's taxonomy places the organism in Eukaryota, Metazoa, Chordata, Actinopteri, Salmoniformes, Salmonidae. Gene Ontology annotation, molecular function: protein binding. The record is from RefSeq and is a predicted model, not a curated record.